AAUACGCCUUUGACGCGUCUAGUCUGCCGGAAAUCAAAAGAAGAAGAAGAAGAAGAAGACCUGUGAGCAGUGGGGGUGGACUGACGCUCCGCCGGAAAACAUAGUACAAACCUUUACUGUCAGAGCUGCCUUCCUGAAACUCUGAGGUGUUGGUAAAACCUUUCCCUGCAUGAUGAAAGUGAGGAGGGUUGAAAGGACAGUUUUGAGCGUGGAACAGGCCGAAGGAGCUGGUGCUCGUGUCCGCAGGAGCAUUGGUAGAAAGGAGCUGAGAAAUCUGGAUCCAUUCCUGAUGUUGGAUGAAUUUAGGGUGAGCAAGCCAUGGGGCUUUCCAGAUCACCCACACAGAGGGUUUGAAACAGUAACAUACGUUUUAGAGGGAAUAUCAGCCCACGAAGACUUUUGUGGCCAUUCAGGACAGCUGGAACCUGGGGAUCUGCAAUGGAUGACCGCAGGACGGGGAGUGGUUCACGCUGAGAUGCCCGUGUCAGAGGGGCCGGUGACGGGCUUACAGCUGUGGGUGAACCUACCGAGGCGGGACAAAAUGGUGGAGCCUGCUUACCAGGAGCUGAGAGGCAGAGAGAUUCCCAAACCGAACCAAGGAGGAGUUACGGUCUCUGUGAUAUCUGGAGAGGCCUUAGGGGCAAAGUCCAAGGUCUACACAAGGACACCGACCUUAUACCUGGACUUCAGACUGCAGACAGGGGCCAUGCAUAUCCAGCCAGUCCCCCCAGGAUGGACUGCAUUCAUCUACACACUAUCUGGAUCUGUUCAUGUCGGCCCAGAUCAGGAGCAGCAGAGAAUAGAGCCACAUCACACCGUGGUGUUUGGAGAUGGAGACUGUGUCAAAGUUGAGAACAAGGGCUCUGAGGUUUCUCAUUUUGUGCUGAUUGCUGGAGAGCCCAUCAAAGAGCCGGUGGUGCAACAGGGUCCCUUUGUAAUGACUACAGAGGAGGAGAUCAGACAGGCUAUUAGAGAUUACCAGACCGGAAGCAAUGGCUUUGAGCGGGCCAUAAACUGGAGGUCCAAGAUCCGAGACUUGACUUCCUGAUGAAAAUGUUGCCACACUUGUUUCCUGCUGUAAAGACAUAUUUUCCAGAUAUUUAUUCUGUGGCCAGGUUGUGAGGAUGUGCAUCCAUUUGCCAGGAAGAGUACAUGCUUAUAGUACCUUCACACUUUCCAACAUUAGUCAUAACUUCCUACACUGUGUCACAGACAGUACUGCUCACAGACUGUACUGUGACGUCAUGUUGGUAAAUAGCAAAUUAAUUGCUCUCCACUCCUCUUGUUUAGUUUGAACUUUAUUGAGUUUUCCCACAGUUUGCUACCAUGCCGUUACUGUAGCACAGCUAAAAUACUGAACUACUGAAAAAAAAAAUAGUUUGAGCAGUUUGGUAAAAUGUAUCAUUUUUGUGAAGCUGUUUUUAAGUGCAUCAGUGUUUUGGGAGAUGUUUUGAUGUGUGAAAUGAUUUUGUACUAUAAAAUUUGUUAAAGAACCAUGAA
Myripristis murdjan (pinecone soldierfish) is the source of this 1500-nucleotide messenger RNA. It is a transcript of the gene pir, whose product is annotated as pirin. The record is from RefSeq and is a predicted model, not a curated record. Bases 170 to 1048 code for a protein of 292 amino acids. The transcript has 10 exons. Gene Ontology annotation, biological process: monocyte differentiation. Gene Ontology annotation, cellular component: nucleus. NCBI's taxonomy places the organism in Eukaryota, Metazoa, Chordata, Actinopteri, Holocentriformes, Holocentridae. Gene Ontology annotation, molecular function: quercetin 2,3-dioxygenase activity.